Lytechinus pictus (painted urchin) is the source of this 1279-nucleotide messenger RNA. RefSeq names its product sulfotransferase 1C4-like. NCBI's taxonomy places the organism in Eukaryota, Metazoa, Echinodermata, Echinoidea, Temnopleuroida, Toxopneustidae. The transcript has 6 exons. Gene Ontology annotation, molecular function: sulfotransferase activity. Bases 557 to 1279 code for a protein of 240 amino acids. Gene Ontology annotation, biological process: sulfation. Gene Ontology annotation, cellular component: cytoplasm. The record is from RefSeq and is a predicted model, not a curated record.
UAGAUCAUCUAGUAUGGCAGUGUGUCCAAACUUCGCGCGUGUCCAUACUUCGCGGACGGUCCUUAUCUAAAAAACUAGCCAAUAUCCUUAAAAUCUGACAUCAUCAACGUGAAAAGCGACCUAAAAUUACCCUGUAAUGAAAAUUUCUUUAGGAUGAGUUCAGUAUUCAUGAAAAUAUUGGCAAAAGAUCGGCAAAUUUGUCACCGCUAGCGCCCGUUUUGAAGAAAUCAACAAGCAUCACGAUAUCACCAUUUUGCAAGCAGAAAUCAUCAAAAAUGUGAGUUAAAUGUGGUACUAACCGAUUCCAUAGCAUUUUGCCAUCAAUCUGAUAUAAAUAUUUCACUUUUUGAGCUUGAGUUUUUGUUUAAAUCUCCACAAAAGCUUUGGUGCGCGAAGUUAGGUCACACUUUUCUGAACGGUUUUCCAGCACAGCCCGCAAUCCGCGAUCGGAAUAGAAUUUUGAGAUCGCGAUACCGGCGAAACCCCUUGACCUACUUUACAUUUUCGUCCAUGAUUUUAUAGUUUACGAUCUUGCCGUCAAUGUGGCAGCAUCAGUAUGAGUUCAGGAUUCUCAACUAAAGUUCCCGAUUGCGUGGUCCAGACAUGCUACGAGUAUGAAGGCGUCAUCAUACCCAACAUAAUGCGCAAGGAUGUGAUAGAACGCGUCAGGAACUUUGAGUGUCGACCUGAUGAUCUCUUCAUAGUAACCUAUCCCAAGGCAGGUACAACUUGGAUGGAGCACCUUUGUAUGCUAAUUAAACAUGACGGUGAUGCCAGCCAGUUAGGAGGCGUCCAUCUUGUGUUGAUGGUUCCAUUUCUUGAGAUGUUACAGGACCGUAAUAACAUUUCCACGUCACGAGCAUUUGUUGAUUUGCCCGAGAAGAUGCCAUCUCCAAGGACGUUCAAAUCUCACUGUCAUCCACCCUUCUUACCCCUGGAUAUCCGAACCGAUGAUCCGAAAGCAAAGGUUAUUUACGUGGCCCGAAACCCAAAGGAUACGGCUGUCUCCUACUACCAUUUCUGCCAUUAUACGCCGGUUCUUCCAAAAUAUGAAUCUUGGGAUGUUUUUUUUGAGGAGUUCUUAGCUAAUAGGGCUCCUCAUGGAUCUUGGUUUGAAAACGUGUUACCAUGGUGGAAGAGAAGAAAUCAUCCUAAUGUUCUCUUUCUCAAGUACGAAGAUAUGAAGAAGGUAGGAAUUAUCUGUAUAUUAUAUAAAAACCGACUCAAUUCGAGAAAAGGUAAUUUUAAAAUUGAAUUGAAUUUGCUUCGGCCGCCGUAG